AUGUCAACCUCGACGUUGGACUUGCACGCCAACGGCGCAGCAGCGCAUCAACACGACCCGGACGCACACCAGUACAGCAAAUCGAGCACCAUCAAUACCGCUGCUACCGCCACCGAUACGCAACCCAACGAAGACGGUUUGAUCCUCGACAGUCGUGGCGGCGUUCCUAAGCUUCGCUCUGCGCUACAAGAUGCACGCGACUCGACGGGUGCAGCCAAAGGCGUGCUUCUCUCGCUCGGUUGGCUCGACCGCUUGCUUUCGCUCUUCAUCAUCGUCGCGAUGAUCCUCGGUGUAGUCAUCGGAGAAUUCGCCCCGAAUGCACAGCACAAUCUAUCAAAGGGCAGCUUCCGCGGCGUUUCGGCCCCGCUCGUCGUCGGGCUCAUCGUCAUGAUGUGGCCCAUCUUGACCAAGGUGCAGUACGAGCGCUUGCCCCAGAUGUUUGCCACCAAGCGCUUGUGGUAUCAGUUGGGGGUGAGUUUGGUGCUCAACUGGGUGCUGGGGCCAUUCUUGAUGCUCGGGUUGGCCUGGGCGACGCUGCCGGACCUGGAGGGGUACCGCGUCGGCGUCAUCAUGGUCGGCUUGGCACGCUGCAUUGCGAUGGUCAUGAUCUGGAACAAGAUCGCCAGGGGAGACAGCAACACGUGCGCCAUUAUUGUCAUUGUCAACUCGAUCCUUCAGAUCGUGCUCUACGCGCCCUUUGCCGUGCUCUUUGUCAACGUCAUCUCGGACGACGACAGCCUCAACCUCGAGUACAGUGACGUCGCCAUCGCUGUCGCCAUCUACCUCGGCAUCCCCCUCGCCGCCGGUGUUGUCACACGCUUCGCUGUACUCGGUCUCUUUGGUCGAGACUUUUUCCACCGCAGAUUCCUCCCCUUCUUUGGGCCACUUUCGCUCGUCGCGCUGCUCUACACGAUCAUCAUCAUCUUUGCCGAACAGGCACAGCACAUCCUCGACAACCUCGGUCCCGUGUUUCGCACGUUUGUGCCGCUCGUCCUCUACUUUGCCCUCAUGUGGACCGGCAGCUUCCUGCUCGUCUGGUGGCUCUCGGUUCGGUACGGCAAGACCGAGUGGGGAUAUCAGAUGGCCGUGGUGCAGGCGUUUACUGCGGGCAGCAACAACUUUGAGCUAGCGAUUGCCGUGUGUGUCGCUGUCUUUGGUGCAGGGUCGGACCAGGCACUGGCAGCGACGAUCGGCCCACUGGUCGAGGUGCCCGUGCUGCUGGUGCUCAGUUGGGUCGCCAUGUUUGUUGGUAAGCGACUCAAGUGGGAUAAAGGCUUGGAGACGAUGCAGAAGCGGUCGAAGGAUACGAAGGUGCAUGACGAGCCGGCAGACAUCGAAAAGCAGCCCAACUAG
Molecule: messenger RNA, 1353 nt
Organism: Sporisorium graminicola
Lineage: Eukaryota; Fungi; Basidiomycota; Ustilaginomycetes; Ustilaginales; Ustilaginaceae
Exons: 1
Coding region: 1-1353 (450 amino acids)
Biological process (GO): antimonite transmembrane transport; arsenite transport
Cellular component (GO): plasma membrane
Molecular function (GO): antiporter activity; arsenite transmembrane transporter activity; antimonite transmembrane transporter activity
Source: RefSeq, a predicted model, not a curated record